Suillus fuscotomentosus is the source of this 1390-nucleotide messenger RNA. Its product is annotated as 2-nitropropane dioxygenase. Bases 117 to 1172 code for a protein of 351 amino acids. NCBI's taxonomy places the organism in Eukaryota, Fungi, Basidiomycota, Agaricomycetes, Boletales, Suillaceae. The transcript is spliced from 6 exons. The record is from RefSeq and is a predicted model, not a curated record. Gene Ontology annotation, molecular function: nitronate monooxygenase activity.
GCACAUGAUUACUGAAUGGCAUAACAGGCGCUCACCGGCCCUUGUUAUUGAUUCAAACGAGUUUCACGUCGUCUCCGUUCUGAAAUCCACCAUCUCUCUCUCCACCAUCUGACACGAUGUCUGUCAUCAUAUCUACACCAAUCACCGAGCUUUUUGGGAUCAAACAUCCCAUAUUGCUCGCAGGCAUGAAUGUGGCGGCUGGUCCGGAACUGGCAGCUGAAGUGACGAAUGCAGGUGGACUAGGGUGUUAUCGCUCACAUGGACAUUUAAAUACAACUCCGCCGCAUCAGAUUCAAGCUAUCAAGAAGGACUUGAAGAAUCCAGAUGCACCAUUUGGGGUUGACCUACUCAUCCCCCAGGUUGGCGGGAAUGCAAGGAAAACAAACUAUGAUUACCAAAAUGGGAAACUAAAUGAACUCAUUGAUAUCAUUAUCGAGGAGAAAGCGGCUCUUUUCGUGUGCGCUGUCGGUGUGCCGCCAAGGCAGGUAGUCGAUAAGUUACAUAGCGCAGGUAUACCCGUCAUGAACAUGGUCGGACAUCCCAAACAUGUCCCGAAAGCGCUUGCAAUGGGAGUUGAUCUAAUUUGCGCUCAGGCCGGGGAAGGCGGCGGUCACACAGGCGAUGUCCCUGCAUCAGUCCUUAUUCCUGCGGUCGUUGACGCAUGUCGCGGACAUGUCUCUCCGCUGACAAAGAAGCCGGUAUACGUUAUCGGUGCUGGUGCGGUGUAUGAUGGGCGCGGACUCGCCGCAAAUUUGGCGUGGGGAGCACAAGCGGUCUGGGUAGGCACCAGAUUCGUUGCAUCCACGGAAGCAAAUGCGCCCAAGGCACACAAAGAUGCGCUCGUAACCGCAGGAUACGAGGACGCCGUCACGACCCUGAUUUUUACCGGACGACCCCUCCGAGUCAGGAGAACGCCGUACGUCGAGGACUGGAAUACCAAUCGCCAAGCGGAGAUUAAGGAACUUACAUCCAAGGGUAUUAUUCCUGCGGCUUGGGACCUUGAACAACACCCAGAGAAGUCGCUAGAGGCUAGAACCUUCUUAAUAGGAAGAGUGGCAGCACUUAUCAAUGAAGUGCUGCCUGCUCAGCAGAUUGUGGAUGAGAUGGUGUCAGAUGCAGCGAAGAUACUGCAGCGCGGCGCUUCCCUAGUGUCGACUAAGGCAAAGCUAUAGGUUAUAGGUUUCUUAGAUAUAUAUUUGUUCGGGCGCCCGUAUAGUGUGAAUGACUUUUCUUUGUCUUGAAGCUUCAAGUUUUAUGCGCGGAUAGAUAUCACACUUACCCGAUCCGGCCCCCGGAUCACAGCGAUCGGUUCGCGUUGGCACCACGUGAUUCAUUGUAUGUGCCAACGAGCAAUCAAUGUCAUUCAUCCGCAAAGCAUCACUCCUCUUGC